AUGCUCGUAAAGUCUAUCGCCGCUCUCGCGGCUCUCACGUUCGCCGCCAAUGUCGCCGCCGAGCCGAUGCCCUAUAAGCCAACCAUGAUGAAGGCCUCCGCCCGCUCUCUGUUCGGACUGAUGCGUCGCGACGACCACUCGGGAUACCAACCGGAGCAGACGAUGUGUGGCGAUGGCAACACGUGCGCGGAGGCAUGCGGUGCUGGUUACGAGACUUGCAGCUCCGUCGAUAGCCAGAUCCACUGCUUCAACCCCGCCGCCGGCGAGCUUUGCUGCCCUGACAAGUCCGGCAACACUUGCGAGGCUGGCUACUACUGCGCCGCCGAUGUCGGGAAGGAGACUUGGUGCUGCCCCGAAGGGAUGGACCUGGCUGCGUGCGCUGCCGCCUACAGUGUGACCAGCGGUCUGGUUUCGCAGACCCCUCCUCCCGCUACCUCUACCUCUACUUCGACCUCGAAGUCGAGCUCUAAGACGACCUCGACUAAGACGAAGCACUCCAGCACGACGUCCACCACCUCCACUUCUACCAAGCACACUAGCACCAGCGCAUCCACUACUUCCUUCUCGUCGUCUAGCAUCUCGCUUUUGCCUAGCUCGAGCAUCAUCCCUGCCAACACGACGGCCGUCUCGUCUGUCCAAAUCCCGCAGCCCACUGAGAGCCACCCUACGGAGGGUGCUGGCAACAACCUUGCCAUCCCCGCGAGCGCUCUCGUCCUCCUGGCCGCUGGUUUUGCUGCCCUUCUCUGA
Molecule: messenger RNA, 747 nt
Organism: Dichotomopilus funicola
Lineage: Eukaryota; Fungi; Ascomycota; Sordariomycetes; Sordariales; Chaetomiaceae
Exons: 2
Coding region: 1-747 (248 amino acids)
Source: RefSeq, a predicted model, not a curated record